Molecule: messenger RNA, 2821 nt
Organism: Salpingoeca rosetta
Lineage: Eukaryota; Choanoflagellata; Craspedida; Salpingoecidae
Exons: 9
Coding region: 1037-2821 (594 amino acids)
Biological process (GO): regulation of transcription by RNA polymerase II
Cellular component (GO): nucleus
Molecular function (GO): transcription cis-regulatory region binding
Source: RefSeq, a predicted model, not a curated record
GCAAAUCUCCGAUUCAAAGUGCAUCUCCGCUGGCGCCUGAUGUCGCCGUGGUGGUUGCGGUCGCCCUUGCUGUUGCGCACGCCUCGCAUCUUCGCGCCGACGCCGCUCCUGUUCCCGAAGCCGCGAUCGGCCCUCAAAAAACUGCUUCACCCCUCUGUACGCCGCCCACAACAUCCCCAGCAACCCAACAAACGAUGAUGCACAACAACCAGCAGCACCACACAGCACUGCACAAGGCAAGCAGGCAGGAAGAACGGGGCCGGCAUACACGAACUCAAGGAACCUGUUGACAGCAUCGGAACUGGGCGUGGGCAGCGCGAAACCGUGCUGUCUCUCGCUUCAGAUACUGUCAUCACUGACGACUGUUCAACGUUGAAGCUUAGCCUGCGCUCUGCCGCCAUGAGUUGAAGGUGACAUCUGCACUCCUCUGCAGCUCCCUGCUGCCAACGUUGCUGGCAACUUCGCUGCCGUUUGAAGCAGCCGUGUGUUGAGCAGAGCCGUCCCCAAUCUUAACCUGACAAUCACCCGAUCUUUUUUCGGUUGCACCAACCGACACUUCCGUUGGAGUCGUUGCUGCGCACGCCGCCAUGCGCUCUGACGCGCGUGCUGCAAAAGCGUCAUUUUCCACCGACCCCCAGUCUCUCAAAGACCAAGCAAGAAACAAGAAGCAAGAAGCAAGAAGCAAGAAGCAAGACAGCUGUGCCCCUGCACUCCAGAUUGCGUCUUCUGCUCCGUAUCCCCCAAUACGGAACACAUUCACACACACACACACAUACACACAUACACACGCACGGACAACGCCUGUCGUCCGCCUGUCUCGCGCCAGUGGACGUCUCCACACACGGCUGCCAUCCGGACCACAACAGCUGCGUCCCCGCCGCGAGAUCUGCACCUUCACAUCCAUCCCUCCAUAUACAUCCCUUCACAUCCUCGCCAUCUUCGUCUUCGUCGUCGUCUUCGUCUUCAUCUUCGUCGCCAGCUCUCUGGACGGGCGCAUCGCUCGACGGCCCCCUCGACUCCGCUGCCCGCAACCGCCAUGUCUCACCGCGCUGGCAACCUCACUGCUACCGGCGACACCACUGCACCGCGCGCCUCCAACGCCUCUUUCCUGGCGCGUUCAAGCCCUGAUCACCGCGGCCAUCGCUCGCCCUUCCUCACCAUCGUCUCUUCCUCCUCCUCCUCGUCAUCGUCGGCGUCAUCGUCAUCAGUCCGCAGGAUGGACGGCAUGUCUGCCGGGACAGUGCGCCCACACCCGUUGAUCACCACGGAACGCACCCUCACCGCGACCAACACGAGCUACUUCCUCAUGGUGGGCGAGCGUGUGGACGGCGCAAUCAGCCUCAACCACCUCGCCGAUGGUCGCAUGCACCGGCUGCGUCCGGGCUCGAUGCUCCUUCAGCCCUUUGGCGACCUGUACCAUCUCGACGAGUCUGACGAAGGAAACCAUCUGCGUCGCGUUCGCCGCAUGCCGCCAGACUUUCACAACGUCGCCCUGUGCUCCAAGACGCCUGCAGCGCGUGGGCACCGCGUGUCCACCACGCUGCCGCUCGCCUGUGACGGGCGGGUGUAUUGCGUGGAAGACACCAGCCACGUGGUUUGCAUCGAACACGGUAGCCGCAAUGCCUUCUUCCUUCCCCUCGAUGCGGACCUCGACGCCAUCGCCAGGGACUGCGCACUCUUUCUGCCCGUGAUGGAGGAAGGCCCGCUCCUGCGCUACAGCGACCUCGACACCAUCCGUCGCGUGCGGGAGCGGGGUGACCUGCUCGGCUUCGAGGACCUGCCGCAGCUGUUUGUCGAGUUUGACAGAUACGUCGACCACAGCUCCGCGUAUCUGCUUGACGAGGCUGUGAACCGCCUCGAACGCCAGCGCCAACAGGAACAGCAGCAGCACCAGCACCAACAGGAACAACAGCAGCAGCGCCAACAGUACCAAGCCCCCACCACGCCAGCUGUUGCUCAACAGUACCAAGCCCCCACCACACCAGCUGUUGCUCAGCAGUACCAAGCCCCCACCACACCAGCUGUUGCUCAACAGUACCAAGCCCCCACCACGCCAGCUGUUGCUCAGCAGUACCAAGCCCCCACCACGCCAGCUGUUGCUCAGCAGUACCAAGCCCCCACCACACCAGCUGUUGCUCAACAGUACCAAGCCCCCACCACACCAGCUGUUGCUCAGCAGUACCAAGCCCCCACCACGCCAGCUGUUGCUCAGCAGUACCAAGCCCCCACCACACCAGCUGUUGCUCAACAGUACCAAGCCCCCACCACACCAGCUGUUGCUCAACAGUACCAAGCCCCCACCACACCAGCUGUUGCUCAGCAGUACCAAGCCCCCACCACGCCAGCUGUUGCUCAACAGUACCAAGCUCCCACCACGCCAGCUGUUGCUCAACAGUACCAAGCCCCCACCACACCAGCUGUUGCUCAACAGUACCAAGCCCCCACCACACCAGCUGUUGCUCAACAGUACCAAGCCCCCACCACACCAGCUGUUGCUCAACAGUACCAAGCCCCCACCACGCCAGCUGUUGCUCAACAGUACCAAGCCCCCACCACACCAGCUGUUGCUCAACAGUACCAAGCCCCCACCACACCAGCUGUUGCUCAACAGUACCAAGCCCCCACCACACCAGCUGUUGCUCAACAGUACCAAGCUCCCACCACGCCAGCUGUUGCUACAACAGUGCCCAAGCACACCCAGCUGCAGGUGCCACAGCACCAUCUGACCAACAACCUCGCCAGCGAGUGCGACACGAGCCAAUACGGAAGGCGCCGUGUACCGCAUCAUGGCCCACAUGGCACUGCCGCCUGGCCCGUGUGA